Molecule: messenger RNA, 855 nt
Organism: Ostertagia ostertagi
Lineage: Eukaryota; Metazoa; Nematoda; Chromadorea; Rhabditida; Trichostrongylidae
Source: the annotation of a GenBank genome assembly
AUGGGAGCCGCAAGUAGACUUGUGCAGUGCUCAACGGCGAUAGUGAAGAGAAGAUUCCAUCCGGAGCAUUUUGAAUGGUAUGGUGGAAUGUACGGUAAUGGGAUGAUGGGUGGGUAUGGUGCUCCAUAUGGUCAUGGGAAUGUCGAGAGCAACUUUGCCAGAUUGGCCGAAGAAUCAUCUCGGGGAGCUUUCCAAUCCAUAGAGGCUAUUGUAAAUGCAGUGUCAUCUGUGGCGAAUAUGCUCAGCUCGACACAUAAUGCUGUAUAUAGUUCGUUUCGAGCAGUGAUUGGAGUCGCAGAACAGUUGUCCAGACUGAAAAUGCAGAGAAUGUGGCGAUAUUUGCUUGUGCUUCUUCGUUUGAAACCAGCAAAUUAUGCAAGUGUGGAGGAAUUGGCAUGGGGAGAAAUCAAACAGCCAUACGGUUCGGAUCUUCUCGGUGGACCAGGCCGUCCAGUUGUGAAUUGGCCAGCAAUUAUGUUUUGGGUGGUCGCUUUGGGUGGUCCUUGGCUCAUCUAUAAAGCCAUUUCACAAAUGGUACGCUCCGUUGAGGAGAGCCGAAAAUGGGCUACUGGAACUGGCGCCCACUAUACUGCUCAAGCUCUGUACGACUUCCAAGCCUCGAAUGAUCAGGAGCUGUCCUUCAUGAAUGGCGAACUACUCCGAGUUGCUCCAAAGGAGGAGCAACCGCGUGUCCGAGGAUGGCUUCUGGCAAGGUUUCUACAAGAAGCGACCGCCGUCGGCCUCAUUCCAAUCAACUACGUCAAGAUCGUCGGCCGGAAAUCCGAAUCUCCACCUCCCCGAGAGCCAAUCGACAACCUAUCGCGAUUUGAUAUGGCAUUCAAGAAUCCUUCAUAA